ACUACCACUAUUUUGCAUAUGUGAACAUAAUUUAUAGGUUUAUGGCGGCGGUGUUGUUUCUUUGUUUUUGGUUUCACUUGUUGGUUUAAAUGUUGCCCCAAGGAGAAAGAACUUGCUUUAGUACAUUUGUCUAUGGCCUGCCUGUUUUACUAGCUAUAUUGCCCGCAGCGACAAGCAAUGGGCUCUCAGCAGCAAAGAUCGAGAACGUUACUAUUCAUAAACAAGCUCGCGUUGGGUUAAUUUACUAUAAUGUUCCAAUCGAAUGGCAGUUUACACCUUUCAACCAGAGUCGUGUGCCAUCUUUUCAAAUAUGGCUAACAAGCGACGACAAGGAUUUUGGAAACAAGAGGACAAUUGACUCUUCGACACCCGGUGGGAACAUGUUCAAAUACAUAUUCCUACGCCUUCCACCAGACAAGAAUUAUACUGCUCAUAUCGAGUGCUACUCGUCGACGAAAAAUUUGAUAUCUUACGCGAACAUCACGUUUGGGGUAAAGCGAGAAAUCCUGACUGAAGAAGGCGUGAUGUCAACAAAUAUCUGCGCUGCAGAUGGGUAUUUGUUCAUCCAUUGGGCAGUACCAGAGGAUUUGCGGUAUUCCUCUACACCUGUUUCAUUCGAUAUGACAGUUUGUAAUACGAAUUCGACUCCACAAGCAUGUACAAAUGGAGUAAAAACAAUGUGUAAAGCAAUAUACUAUUAUAACGGAUCCUCCUGCAGCGGUAGCAUUCAGUUAUAUGAAGAAAACUGGAAAAAAUAUGUUACUGGAGAACAUUCAGAUGUAGAUACAAGUAUGGCCAGGCCCUUGCUGAAGUCUUGGGACAAACUUAGAUACGUAUUUGGGUGUGGUAUAUAUUUGGAAACAUGUAAAAAAGUUCGUUUCGUACAACCCCUAAAGUAUUAUGUGCGUACUGGCGAUGGCAUAGUCGGAAAUCAAUAUGAAAAAGUAGAACUAUAUAAAGGUUUUUCAUCACCUGAACUGGGCGACGACUUCGUUCAUUUGAUACAGACUAGAGAAAACCCAAACAGUAUUACCGCUGUAAUUCGUUUGCGUUUUAAUAUAAUUUGCACACGCAAUUCUGCAAGGAAUUUUAGAUUUAUUCUGUCGACAUCAGGAGAGGACAUAUACAAGCAUCGUGUCGUAGACAUCGUUGAUGUCGGACAUUCAUAUAAUGGAACAUAUACAAAAUGGAUACACGUUCCCCACAUUAUUCCACAUUCAAAUUAUACAGUUCGAGUCAUAACGACAACCUUUGUUGAUAUCAAGCCAGAAACCACAACUCGAACCUUUACAACCCCCGAAGGAGUGCCAAACCAUAGUCCUGAGUUACAGCCAACUUUUCUUGGAGUGUAUGAUUGUACUGAAAAUAAAAGAAAUGUGACGGUGAACUGGAAGUUUCCAGAUCCGAGGGAACGAAAUGGCGUGAUAAGGAACGUAACCGUGAAAUAUUUUACGAAGAAUUCCAAUCCAAAAUAUAUCAAUCUGCCCAGAGUAACAACAACCACGAUUUUUGGUUUGGAUUGUGAUACCGAGUAUAGUGUACAAGUUCGAGCAUGUUACCAUGGCAACACAAAUUGCAGCGUGUACAGCAAGAUUAGAGUUAUCACGGUCCACCAUGUCGAUAUUGAUCGCCAAACAGGUGAUGUUAACUAUCGUCUUCCUCUGUGGAUCAGCCUUGGCAUUGGCGUGCUAUUAAUCCUUGUACUUUUCAUAGUGUCUCUGUAUUGUGUUUGCAGGAAAAAAAAGAAGGCCCUCGAGCCGCUCACAGAGGAUGACAUCAACCGGUAUUAUAAACCAGAUGGUAAAGAGUUGUCUGAAGUGGGAGAAUAUUGGAGGCUAGAGGAUGAUGCGGAAAACAAAUCCGAACAAGCUAGUUCCUAGGCUCACAAGAAACAAGACUGGAUUAUAAGGAGUAAGACUACGGUAUAUCUAUAUGGUUUCAAGCGAGCCUUUUACAAAAACAUUGGGAACGGCAAACUAAAAUGGGAAGAACUGGGCAAGAAAUCCUUGAUAUCGAAGUGGCAUUCAACAACAGACCGCUGACGUACUUAGAAGAUGAUGUCGAACUAGCCAUCCUCACCCCUAACACCAUUUUGAACAUCAACCCAAGCGUUUUACCCAAGAUGAAAUCUCACCUCAUCGACGAAAAGAACUUACGGAAACGAGCCAAAUUUCUCAAGAAGUGCAAAGAAACCAUGUGGAGGCGGUGGUCAAGAGAAUACAUUAGGGGUUUACGUGAACGCCAUCGAUAGGUAAGCCAGAAGAAUGCCUUACAUUCUAAAGACCAGAGACGGGACGCCGUGAUUAUUCAAGACGAGAAGAAGAACCGAAACCUUUGGAAAUUGGAGAUUGUUGUGGAGCUGAUAAUUUUUUCGUUAGCCAGAGCGAGGGCAAUUUCAGGUUUAAAAGUCGGGAAUUUUUAUGUCACUUGGGUGAAAACAUAAAAUUUAUCCGAAUGUAUAUGAACUAGAGUUUAUGUUCAAAAAAAUUUUAAACAUUCUCCGUUACAUUGCUAUAAGGAAAAUUGAUGCACAGAUUUAACUUAACUUCCUCUUCCUGUUGCAAUUUUAACGCGUAGUGAUGUAUUAACCGCACAGCAAAUAUUUAUAUUGCUGUUUAAACUAUCGCAAUAUGCAAAACUACAAGAAUCGUAUUUCAAAAGUACAAUAGUUGAGAAAGUGAUACUGUGAUAGCUUCGCAAGUUCUUGGAAAUUCAGAAAUUGUGAUUUGUUUUCCUGGAAUAGGAAACGACCUCUUCCGGUUGGUUAUUCAGAUUUCAGAUUUCAAAACUACCACUAUUUUGCAUAUGUGAACAUAAUUAUAGAUUUAUGGCGGCGCUAUUGUUUCUUUGUUUUUGGUUUCACUUGUUGGUUUAAAUGUUGCCCCAAGGAGAAAGAACUUGCUUUAGUAUAUUUGUCUAUGGCUUGCCUGUUUUACUAGCAAUAUUGCCUGCAGGGACAAGCAAGGUUGGAUGUACACAGACAGCGUCCCCACUGAUUUAAUAGUUACCAAAUUUAUACCAGGAGGGGCAGUCUAACUGCAUAUAUGGUCUGGUCAUAAUAUGCAGGGAAAAGAAGCUGGUUGCCCAAGCUGCCCUGUAGUGUGUGAAUUGUAUGGGUGCAAGAUCCCAAAAAUGUUGAAAUCUUGCAGUGCAUAUUUCUACAUGGAAAGUAAUGCUAAUGGUCUGUCUAUUGAUUGGUUACCUAAAGAGAAGUUAUUAAGAUCGAUGGCCUAUGCAACUAUGCAGACAAAUCAAUUGCUUCUCCAUUUCCGCAUGGAUAGGUCAUUCAACCCGCCUACUAGCCCUGACAAGCAAAAGUGCUUCCUUACAAAUGGAACAAUUUGCAUUUGGGCAUAUGUGCUAGAAUAAUUAAUUGUUGAAUCAAAAGAUACAACUGAAAAUCUGAAGAGGUCACCAAUAUUUUUGCCUGUUUAAAGUAAAUCAUUGAGUUAGGACUCAUAUUGUUUGGUAUUCAAACACAUGCAGUUGUUUAAAUGCCAGUUUGCACUACAGUAUAAAUAUGCCAAUUUAUUAUCAAGUAGGUGAACAUUCCUGUACAUAUUCUUCGAAAUGAAGAGUUAUUUUUUUAUGUAUGUGUUAAAAGCCAAUGAUUUGCACCUUUUAUCAGAGUAAAACUUACAAUGUCUGAGUUGAAAAUAAUGAAGUUCUGACUAAUUAUUGAAAGGGUAUAUUGUUGGAAUGUUGACAUAUAAUUCUCAGUUC
Molecule: messenger RNA, 3723 nt
Organism: Dendronephthya gigantea
Lineage: Eukaryota; Metazoa; Cnidaria; Anthozoa; Malacalcyonacea; Nephtheidae
Exons: 14
Coding region: 90-1880 (596 amino acids)
Biological process (GO): axon guidance
Cellular component (GO): neuron projection
Molecular function (GO): protein binding; transmembrane-ephrin receptor activity
Source: RefSeq, a predicted model, not a curated record